Aspergillus tanneri is the source of this 3774-nucleotide messenger RNA. Its product is annotated as putative nuclear envelope pore membrane protein. Gene Ontology annotation, molecular function: structural constituent of nuclear pore. The coding region runs from base 1 to 3774 and encodes 1257 amino acids. The record is from RefSeq and is a predicted model, not a curated record. The transcript is spliced from 4 exons. Lineage: Eukaryota; Fungi; Ascomycota; Eurotiomycetes; Eurotiales; Aspergillaceae. Gene Ontology annotation, cellular component: nuclear pore transmembrane ring. Gene Ontology annotation, biological process: nuclear pore organization; protein import into nucleus.
AUGAAUGACACUCCGCGACUCCGUUCUGCUUUUCCUCAGACACCCCAGACGGCUCAGAGAACACGAAAUUAUACUAUUACACCGUCUAGGCCUUUACCUCAGGAUUUCGGACUGCAAAAAUCAUCUCCGAGAGGGCCAACGAGCGCCCCGGGCUCAUCUUCGCCUCUUAUUCCAACUGGGAUUAUAGAUGCCCCAUCACAACGGCUCUAUGUUGUGGCCUUCUACCUUGCUCUUCAUACCUGGCAAGUAUACGAAUCCUGGACUGCUUCAGAUGAUCUGGACUCCACCUGGUUAUUUCUGAAAUGGGCAUCGAUCGAUGGUGUUUUCCUCUUUGGCCUUCAAGCCCUGCGUAUUCCCUGGCUAGAAUGGGCCUUUCCAACAACACUAGCUGUUUUCCUAGUCCAUGUAGUUGGUAACGUGUUUUUAAUGUUUCGGAUUCCUAUUCCGUUGGGCGCAUGGCUAUCAGGUAUGAUAAAGGUGGCGUACGACAGGGAAUUAUCGAUAUCUGAGCGAAGUGUCAAGCCGGGCGAUAUCAUCCACAAUGCUUCCCUCAUAUUAGGAAAGCAGAUAGUCCACAUAUUACCUGAAGGGUCUGCUGUUCUUAAUCCAGACCAAAUACCUCUAUGUAUAGAUUCUCACGGAAAUGCUGUGAAUCUGCCAAUCAGAAUAAAUCAAACCGAUCCAGUUUUGGUAGAACUAUUACGACUAGAUUUUAAUAGCGGGGACAACGAGACUAUUUCAAUUUCAUCAAAGCAGUUGAAACAGUUGAAGCGUCAGGCGGGCAAAAAACAUUCAAACACAGCCACUGGCUUCCACCAUGAUCUUCUUUUUCCGAUCCGGCGUCCUGGGAUUUACAGACUCCAAAGGGUGGUAGACGAGUCCAAUCUUGAAGUUCAAAUGAGAACAUCCGAUGCACUUGUCGUUUCCUGCCCGCAGGCGCUAAUAAAGAGUUCGCACAUGCACAAAUGCAAAGGAGAGCUAUCCAAUUUAAUUCUUGCUGUUGAAGGUACGCCGCCAUUGAAGAUCAAGUACAGCAGGCAGGUAAACCGUCUCGAUCGGGGAUUCUCCUUUCAAAACAUUCAAUCAGAUCGUUUGCGUUCGCCACUAUUGGGCCAGAGGAACUCGGGUGCCUUAUUCAAUGCCCCAGAGCCCGAUAUUAGUUGGGCUCAAAGCCGUACUAUAGAAGUUCCCUUGAAUGAGUCAUUAAAUAUUGGAGGAGAGUGGCUUUAUACGAUUGAGGAAGUCCACGAUGGCUGUGGGAAUGUUGCGAAUUACUCCAUAAUUUUCGGCGAAAGUGACCGACCGCCUGCAAAAGCAACACCUCAGUGGCAUCAAUUUUCUGUUCAUGAAAGGCCUCGGAUAUCCUUAUAUGGAUGCAAUGACCAACGGUUUAUACAGGUCGCUCGAGGGGAGAGCGUAGAUUUCCCAAUCCAAUUCCACACUUCGGGGCAACAAUACAGCCAUGAUGGACCAUUCUCUCUCAAAUACUCAUACAGCAGCAAAGAGCUUGAGGAUCCCGGCAAUAUGCCUAGUAAACUCCAACAGCUGUCUCUCAAAAGUCUUGAUCAAAAGCCUCAAAUUAAGGAGCCGGGAUGGUACAGUUUGGAUUCUGUGUCCAGUCAGUUUUGUUCUGGAGAAGUACUGGAGCCGGCAUCUUGUUACCUGCACAACCCACCAGAGCCAGAACUAACAGUCAGACACGAGAAAAUAUUUGACAAGUGCGCAAAUAACCCGGUUGGAUUGUUGGUUGACUUGGAUAUCACCGGCUCACCACCGUUUCGACUCCGAUACCUCGUUGAACAUGCAAAGGGUAUCGAGACGAAGUCACUGGCAAUUGAAGGGUUGCGUGCUCAGCUUGAAUUCAAGCCAUCUGAAGCGGGGUUUUACCGAUACCGAUUUCUAGAAAUCGCAGAUGCGGUGUAUGCACCUCGGCCCUUGAAAGACAAAAUCCCCGUCUUGGAACAAAAUGUAAAGCCCCCAGCUUCUGCUCAUUUCCUUGGACCUAGAGAUGUGCGCAAGGCUUGUUUUGGCGAGCCGGUGUCUGUGGAUGUGGCGUUUGUUGGCGAACCGCCGUGGAUUUUGCAAUACGAACUUGUCCACAAUGGCAAGAAGACCAAACAUGUUCUAGAGUCCGAUAACGAAAUAUUUAGCAUCAAGACUGAGAGACUCAUCAGUGGUGGUGAAUACAACCUCAUCCUGACAAACGUUAAAGACCGCUCGAAUUGCAAACGGAAUCUUAAAGAUAGCAUCAAAAUCGAUGCCCGAUCAAAGCCACCGCAGGCGUCGUUUGGUGAAAUUGAAAAUAGUCGUGAAUAUUCAGCCCUACAGGACUCGAAAGUUGAUAUUCCACUCAGAUUAAGUGGUGAACGACCAUGGGUAGUUAAAUACAGCGAUAUGGACACUAAUUCUUCCAUACUAGAAAAGACUUUUUGGCAGGAGAAUAGCAUUCUGUCUGUUAGUCAAGAAGGACGGUAUGAACUCGUUGGAGUGGCCGAUAACUCUUGCCCUGGCUCAGUUGAUCAAGCAGCCAAAAUUUUCAAAGUUUCUUCGAUACCUCGGCCGCAUAUAACAGCCGUGGAUGGAUCUCCUGUGGGCAUAGCUGGUCAUAUUGAGAAGCGGGACGUCUGUCAGGGAGAUGAUGAUAGUCUUGAACUUCGUUUGUCAGGGAAUCCGCCAUACACUGUUCAGUAUGAACAACAGCGAAAGACGAGCCGUGGAUCACCUUCUGUGCGGCUGCAAAGUUUGAAGACUGCUCUGCACUCAGCCACUAUGGAAAUGGAUACCUCUGAGCCUGGGUUUUACACGUACAAAUUUAUGGAAAUAGGCGACAGUCUCUACGACCAUGAUCCCAGGAGUAAGCCGAUUGCUGUGACACAGAAGGUAAAUGCACUACCAUCCGCGCGCUUCGAUGCGCCAGGUCAUAUCUACGGUUUUUGCAAGGAGGAUGUUAGCGGUGAAGAAUUAAUACCCAUCGCCCUGGAUGGGAUCCCCCCGUUUUCUCUUGAAAUAUCCAUCAAACACUAUUCGAAAGCAAAGGCAGAAAUUUUGUCGAUCCCCAGCAUCCGUUCAAAUCGACACAACCUUCCUAUACCGCGUCGUCACCUGGAUUUGGGGCAGCAUGUGGUCAGCAUUCAUAAAGUGAGAGAUGCACGAGGAUGUCAGCGAGUUAUUGAGGAUGAUACCUCGUCCGUAAGAGUUGCUGUCUCCGACGUUCCCACAAUAAUUCCCCUCGAAUCAAAAGUUGACUAUUGUGUUGGGGAGCGUCUAUCUUUCUCACUUUCCGGUCAUGCACCCUUUGACGUGUUCUACACGUUUGAUGGGGCUUCAAGGAAGGCAACGUCCCGGACUACUAACUUUCGUCGCAUUGCAGAAAGGCCAGGAUUAUUCACCAUAACCGCUGUCAGUGAUGGUGCAAGUGGAAAAUGCAAAGCCCAUAAAAACAUAACCAAAACUAUUCACGAAAUGCCAAGUGUUAGAAUCAGCAGAGGUCAAACUUCCAUUGUUGACAUACAUGAGGGUGGAGAAGCAGAGCUACAUUUUGAGUUCUGGGGAUCUCCGCCUUUUGAAUUCACGUACAUCCGAAGUUCAAAUGUCCGAAGAGGGAAGAAACCAGAAAUACUCGACAUUAAACAUGACAUCUCUUACGAGCAUAAGAAAACCAUUAAGACUUCUGACGAGGGUACGUACGAAGUUGUAGCAAUCAAAGACAAAUUCUGCUCUUUCUCCUCUCAGGCAUCCAUACAGAAGUCAGAAAAGUCUAUGACAGGCUCCUAA